AACACAUUAAAUUUUAGCUUAUUGAGUUACAAAUUAGCUCUAGAACUUGUGCGUGACUGACGUUAAUAUUACUUAAAAUUCAAAUUUCAAGGCUACGAUUAAAAUUUUUUGCAUUAAAUCGUUUUGAUUGCCAUUGCAAAAAAAGGUAAAAUGGCAGUCGAAGAGUUAACAUCAAUAAAGAAAUUUUUCGAUGGUUGUGAAGUUUUCAUCACCGGUGGAACUGGGUUUGUUGGUCGUGUGUUGAUUGAGAAGCUGUUAAGAAGCUGUCCUGGUGUAAAAAAGAUUUAUGUGAUUAUAAGAUCUAGAAAAGGUUUAACCUCAUCAGAAAGAAUUGGUGCAAUAACUGAUUGUAAAUUAUUCGAUGGAUUAAAAGCUUCAAAUCCAACUGCAACUAAUAAGAUUCAUGCAUUGGAUGGAGAUGUUCAGAAACUUCAAUUAGGUCUUUCUGAUGCAGAUUUAGAAAAGAUAAAAAACUGCUCAAUAAUCUUCCACUGUGCUGCAUCUGUGAGAUUUGAUGAUCCACUUAGUUCAGCUAUUUUAAUGAACACUCGAGGAACUUUAGAAGUUUGUAAAAUUGCUGAGCAGAUUCCAAAUUUAAAGGCACUGGUUCAUGUUUCGACUUCAUUUAUUCAACCCAAAAAGUAUGGAUCUGAUGAAAUUUUCUAUCCAGCUGAUGUCGAUUGGAGGCAGUUUAUUAAAUUAGCUGAAACUGUUGACGAUGGAAUGUUGGAUUCUCUCGAAAAGAAGUUAACGGACAAUGCGCCAAAUACUUACACAUUUACGAAGCACUUAUCAGAACAAAUCUGCAAACACUACAGGGACACAAAGAAUCUUCCAAUCGUCAUUUAUCGACCAUCAAUUAUUGCUGGUAGUGAAAGUGAACCACUUCCAGGUUGGCUUGACAACUUAAAUGGUCCCUUUUCAUACUGUUUUACAGCAAUCUUAGGUAUUCUACACGUAUCAAUGGUUGAUGGAUAUAGAAAACUUGAUUACGUUCCUGUCGACUUGUGUGUUAAAGGAAUGAUAGUUGCAGCAUGGAAGACUUGGAAUGAACGUCAAUUAACACAAACUAUUCCAAUUUACAAUGCAACAAGUACGAAAAAGCCCUCAUUCUAUUCCAUGAGCUGGCAGAAGCUUCAUCUUGUCUAUCCAUCUAAAAAUUCAAUAAUGUAUAUGGAAAUGACUCAUACUAGCUGUGUAUUCCUAUUCUGGAUGAUCAAAAUUGUUGAGCAAAUUAUUCCAGCGCUCUUAUAUGAUGGAUUGUUAAGGCUUAGUGGAAGAAAACCUAAACUCUUGAAGUUUCAACGCAUCAUCAUGGAAUCUGAAAAGGCAAUGCUUCAUUUUACUCUAAAAGACUUCAAAUUCACAAACACAAAAUUCCUCGAUCUAGAUCGAGUCAUUCCACCGCACGAGUUCAAAGAAUUUCAAGUCAGUUCCAAACUUUCAGACGAAGUCACAAUCAUUAGGUCAAUUUGCUUGAACUUUAUACAAAACAUGUUGAAAGAAGACGUCAGUGACUUUAGUAAGGCAUUCCGAAGACAAAGACUUGUAACUUAUAUUUGGAGAACUUAUCAAGUUGCAGCCUAUUCUUAUCUUAUUUAUAUAACAUGUUUGCUAUUUCAAAAAGUUUUUGGUGAUUUUAGUUCUCAUGGAAUGUUCAUUGCUGAGUAAAUUAAAAUACUUUUUGUAUUUUUCUUAAAAAAGUGAGAAAUAAAAUAAUUAAACAAA
Messenger RNA from Chironomus riparius, 1728 nucleotides. The record is from the annotation of a GenBank genome assembly. Lineage: Eukaryota; Metazoa; Arthropoda; Insecta; Diptera; Chironomidae.